Penaeus monodon (black tiger shrimp) is the source of this 1083-nucleotide messenger RNA. Its product is annotated as DBH-like monooxygenase protein 1. The record is from RefSeq and is a predicted model, not a curated record. Gene Ontology annotation, molecular function: copper ion binding; dopamine beta-monooxygenase activity. Gene Ontology annotation, cellular component: secretory granule membrane. Lineage: Eukaryota; Metazoa; Arthropoda; Malacostraca; Decapoda; Penaeidae. Gene Ontology annotation, biological process: dopamine catabolic process; norepinephrine biosynthetic process; octopamine biosynthetic process.
GCCUGAGCAAGGUGACGGGUGUGCUGUUGCUGCAUCGGCGUAACUCGCCAAGAGAGGUGACUUCAAUGAAUGUGGUCGUGGGGACCCUCGUGGCGCUUGCGGCCUGUAUGGGCGUCCACGGCCAGUCCCUCGAGUCCAAGGACCUGAUGCACAGAGCUGUCUUGGACCAGGAAGGCAAAUACGUCAUGCUGUGGACGCCGCGGGACGAGGAAAUCGUCAUCGAAGUGCAGGUGGCGACGAAGGGGUACGUGGGCCUCGGGUUCUCCCCCAACGGCGGGAUGCGGGACGCCGACAUCGUGCUCGGCUGGGUGUCGGACGAGGGAAAGGUUGCCCUGGAGGAUCGCUUCGCCACAGGCAACUCGGAGCCAAGGAAGGACAAGCUGCAGAGCGUAACGCUGCUGGCAGGGUACGAGAACGACACCCACACCGUCCUGAGGUUCUCCCGGCCGUGGGUCACCUGCGACGACGAGGACCUCGAACUCUCGGGCGACACGGUGCGGGUCAUCUGGGCCUUCGGCAGGGACGACGAGAUCGAGUGGCACAAGCGGCGCGGGACCAGGAGUAUGUACCUCCAGGAGCCGCAGUUCUCGCUCCCGGACUUCGGUGACGAUGUUAAGACGUGGGAUCUCGUCAGCGACAAUAUCAGCCUACCAGAUGACCUACGCACUCUGUACUGGUGCAAAAUUUUCAAGAUGCCCAACAUUGCACAGAAGGCCCAGAUCAUCGGGUACCUCCCAAUUAUUCAAGAGGGAAACCAUCAGUUCGUCCACCACGCCGUCCUCUACGAGUGCAAUCUGCCAGACAGCGCUCGUCACUUUGAGAAAUGGCUGGACGUCAAGGGCGCGCAGUGCCACAGCGCCAGCAUGCCCCUGUCCUGGAAGCGGUGCACGAUCCCGCUUUUCGCCUGGGCUGUCGGCGGCGACGCAUUUGGUUCCCAUAAUGGUUCUAUGAAUGAUACCCAAGAGUUUACAGAUUUGGAGAAAUGCUGCCAGACCACGUGGGGUUUCCCGAUGGGGGAGGAGCACGGCGGAUCGACUUAUUACCUCAUGGAAAUGCAUUACGACAACCCCAACCUGGAGACAG